Messenger RNA from Actinia tenebrosa (Australian red waratah sea anemone), 1959 nucleotides. Its product is annotated as serine/threonine-protein phosphatase PGAM5, mitochondrial. Lineage: Eukaryota; Metazoa; Cnidaria; Anthozoa; Actiniaria; Actiniidae. Gene Ontology annotation, biological process: positive regulation of mitochondrial fission; peptidyl-threonine dephosphorylation. The record is from RefSeq and is a predicted model, not a curated record. Gene Ontology annotation, molecular function: protein serine/threonine phosphatase activity. Gene Ontology annotation, cellular component: mitochondrion.
UUGGUUACUUUGGGGAUCGUGUUCCAGCUUUUGGAAUUUGUAAAAAAACGCGCUAAAAAAAUGUCCCGAUUGAGACAGUUAACUCGUGUGGCUGUGAUUGGCAUUGCUUCGUUGUCUGGUGCUUGUGUAGUGUACAAUAAUGUACGGAAACCCGUUUUAGCGUCGCCUUUAGACAGCUCUUCAGACGACCGCGCCUUGAGGAAUAGGUUGUCAAUGUUGUACAGGCCAAACUUUCAGGAGUGGGAUAGCAACUGGGAUUUGUACGAAAACAACGGGAAAAGAAGAAAGAAAGAGGAUAUGAAGAUAACAGAUAGCACGGAUAGUGAACCAGAUAUCAAGCCUACGGCCAAGAGACACUUAAUUUUCAUUAGGCAUGGUCAGUACGAGGAUGACAAAGACAACGAUGAAGAAAGGAUUCUAACGGAAAUUGGAAGGAUUCAGGCAGACCUUACAGGACAAAGGCUAAAAAGCUUGAAUAAACCAUAUACCAAGAUUAUAGUGUCAGACAUGACUCGUGCCAAGCAGACUGCUGAACUGAUCUUCAAACACUUGCCAGACGUUCCACGAGAGACUUGUUCUUUACUGAGAGAAGGAGCACCCAUACCCCCUGACCCACCUUCAUCUAACUGGAAGCCAGAUAAAACUAAGUUCUUCCAAGACAGUGCCCGUAUAGAAGCAGCUUUCCGAAAACAUGUCCAUCGUGCUGAUAAUAUGCAGAGUGGUGACACUAUUGAAGUUUACAUCUGCCAUGCCAAUGUCAUAAGAUACUUCGUAUGCAGAGCUCUCCAGUUUCCUCCUGAAGGAUGGCUUCGUAUGAGUAUUGGUCACUGUGGUAUAACAACCAUGACGAUAAGGCCAAAUGGAAGAGUUUCUCUUCGAAGUCUUGGUGACACUGGACAUCUCCCACCAGAGUAUAUCUCUUAGCUUUCAGCUAGUGAACAUUACACAUGACCAGUAAAAUCUAAAAUCUAGUGAGUCUUUAAAAGUAGAUUAGAUAGAUUCUAGUAGAUUUUAAAAGGACUGGAUUGGAAACAUGUGAUGUCACACAUGCAACUUUGAUGAUCCAUGGUCUGAUUUACAAGUCGCACAGCACAAAUUACCGGUAUAUAUGUACUGAUCAUUUAUUUCAAAAUAUUCUUGACUUCUAAAGUAGACUUGGUCUUAUAGCCUUGUGUCAUUUUUGGAGUCCUUGAAAUAUUUUUUCAUCCAAUAAUUUUUGAAUUGAAAAAUCAAUAAUAGCACAUACUAAUUGUAGUAGUAAAAUAUAUUACUUUCUGCAUGUAUUUAUAGAAUAGAGGUUUGCACCAUCACAUGAUGGCAGCCAUGUUCACAAUCGUUUUCCAUAAGAAAGAAUUCAAUCUCCGAGAGCAAAGGGAUGUUAUUGUUAUGCCAUCUAACCACAGGCAGCCCAAGUUGUGGGCACAUGAUGGUGCAAACCCUCUAUUACACAGUUUUCUUUCAUUUUUUGGGGUAUAGUUUAGAUGGAUUCACAGCUUGUUAUUUAUUAGGCUAAUUAAUUUUUUGUUAUUUAUCUUGAGCUCGGAAGUCAAAGAUUUCUUUAAUUUCUCUCAUUGAAUCUUUAAUUAUAAUGUCAAUACAAAUGUACAUUAAUUGUAAUGCAUACCAUUGUCAAAUACUUUCUUUGAUGUACAAGGCACCUAGUGUUAUAUGAAUUGAAAAAAUAUGAAUUGGUAUAUCAUGACAGGCUUAAAAUGACCAGUUAGUUGCCAGUCAUGAGCACCAUCCAAGUUUGUUCUAGCUCAGUCACACCACAUUUCUGGCUCAACAUUACUGGUCAAAAUGACCAGGAAGGCAAAGAGUUGACCAGAAAAAAUCCAAUUCUGGCCAGACAUUGUCUGAUAACUGUCUUAUUUUAUGUCCUAUUUUGAAAUAUUUAUAUUUUGGAUACAUCUUCAAGUGUUAUCAACAUUAAUAAAGUGCACAAUUUCACUGUCUGAA